AGCGAGAUUGAUAUGGGAGCUCUGUUGAAAUCAACCUGUGACACCUUCCUGAAGACGCUUGAAGAAUGUAUGCAGAUUGCGAAUACUGCCUUCACUUCUGAGUUACUGCAUCAGACCCCGCCAGGAUCUCCACACUUAGCAGUUCUCAGGACGAACAAGAUAAAGCACUCUGUCUUGUCCAGUCACACCUCAACAGAAAGGCAGAUGGAAUUGAACCCCUGUGAAAAUGGCUCUGUAAAAGCAGAAAUUAACCACCAAGAGCAAACCCUCAUUAAAAGUCUGGAAUGUUUAAACCUGGAAACAAAUGAGGGGAGCAGCGAUGUUUCUCUUGAAGAUCACAUAGCAGAGCAUUUGGCAGGCAUUAAAGAAGAUGGAGAGAACAAGCUGCAAGCUGUAGAAAGCUUUGGUGCCCACAAGCUGCUGCAGUUGGAAACAAAUUCUUUAAGUGGAUUGACUCUGUGUGAGGAGGACAGGAAUGAAAAUGAUUCUCCUACCUUCUUCAGUGUCAUGAGCAAUAGGUUCAGUGAUAUUGAACUUCGGGAGGAGGAGGGCAUACCAACAGAAGAGUUUCUGGAGUCAUGUUAUGCAAUUGUGCCCGUUCUGGACAAGCUGGGACCAACUGUUUUUGCUCCUGUUAAAAUGGAUUUUGUAGGUAACAUCAAGAAAAUAAACCAGAAGUUUAUAACCAACAAAGAAGAGUUUGAUACCCUUCAGAAGAUAGUGCUCCAUGAAGUGAAUGCCGGCGUAGCACAAGUUAGAAACUCUGCUACGGAGGCUCUCCUGUGGCUAAAAAGAGGCUUGAAGUUCUUGAAAGGGUUUUUGACAGAAGUGAAGAACGGGGAAAAGAAUAUCCAAAUAGCUCUGAACAAUGCUUAUGGAAAGACAUUACGGCAGCACCAUGGUUGGGUUGUCCGCGGGGUCUUUGCGUUAGCUUUAAGGGCAGCUCCAACGUACGAAGACUUUGUGGCAGCUCUGUCUGUAGAGGAGUGUGAUCCUCAGGAAGAAACAUUUUACAAAGGAAUGCAGAGGGACCUCAACAUUUAUUUACCAGCCAUGGAAAAGCAGCUAAAUAUCUUGGACACUCUCUAUGAAGUACAUGGUUUGGAGUCAGAUGAGGUAGUAUGA
Messenger RNA from Phaethon lepturus (White-tailed tropicbird), 1125 nucleotides. It is a transcript of the gene PLEKHA8, whose product is annotated as pleckstrin homology domain containing, family A (phosphoinositide binding specific) member 8. Gene Ontology annotation, molecular function: ceramide 1-phosphate transfer activity; ceramide 1-phosphate binding. The record is from RefSeq and is a predicted model, not a curated record. The transcript has 10 exons. Gene Ontology annotation, biological process: ceramide transport; intermembrane lipid transfer. The annotation marks the transcript as partial. NCBI's taxonomy places the organism in Eukaryota, Metazoa, Chordata, Aves, Phaethontiformes, Phaethontidae. Gene Ontology annotation, cellular component: membrane; cytoplasm; cytosol.